ACAGCCUAGAAGCUUCCACACACUAUUUCACAGACCCAUCUCCAAAAGGCCAAAACCCCAAAACCCUCGUUCUCGUUCCCCCAUUGCCAUUAUCCGAACCCAAGCCGCCCCAGGGGUCCGACCACAGAACCGAGCCCAAAAAUGGCGGCCGCCUCCUCCAUGCUCACCGCCGCGUCGCUCUCCUUCUCCCCGCUCCCAGCUCCGCGCCUCCCGGCCGCCGCCUCCUUCGCUCCGCCGCGCCGCGCGGCAGCCGCACUCGUCGUGCGCGCGGCGGCCGCCUCGUCCAAGUCCCCGGCCGCGGCGGAGACGGCCCCGAAGAAGAAGAGGGCGACCGGCAUCACCCAGCCGAAGCCCGUGUCGCCGGCGCUGCAGGCAAUCGUGGGCGAACCGGUUAUCCCCCGCACCGAGGCCCUCAAGCGCCUCUGGGCCUACAUCAAGGAGCAUAACCUCCAGGAUCCUUCUGACAAAAAGGUGGUCAUCUGUGAUGAGAAGUUGAAGGUCCUGUUUGCUGGGCGGGAGCGAGUUGGAUUCCUUGAGAUCGCCAAGCUUCUCAACCCUCACUUUGUGAAGUGAGAAGGCACUCCCAGGAGUUGAGUUGGCCUAUGGAUGGUCACUUGUGAUCUUGACAGUGCGUGGGUUGGUUUUUGGUAGACUCAGACCCUGAGUUAGCUCGACUUAGUAGAAUGCUGUAGCUCUUGCAGACGAUGUUAGUGUGUGCGCCCUUCGUGGUGGUCUGGUGGUAGUUAUAUAAUAAAUGACUGGUUGUUCCUAGUAGCCUUCAGCUCGUAUGCAGUUAGCCUGUGCUGUGGGAAGUAAUGUGUUCUGCUGUUGUUUAAGCAUUGCCCAGUCAACAUUGGCAGAUUAGUCCUUGUCCUUGCAAUGGGUAUAUAAGGAUAUUGUCGUGCGAUUUCUCAUUCGACAUGGAUUGGUAAUUGGUUGUUUCAUUCUGAUU
Molecule: messenger RNA, 952 nt
Organism: Sorghum bicolor (sorghum)
Lineage: Eukaryota; Viridiplantae; Streptophyta; Magnoliopsida; Poales; Poaceae
Product: upstream activation factor subunit UAF30
Exons: 2
Coding region: 142-573 (143 amino acids)
Cellular component (GO): nucleus
Source: RefSeq, a predicted model, not a curated record